Gorilla gorilla gorilla (western lowland gorilla) is the source of this 696-nucleotide messenger RNA. It is a transcript of the gene OOSP3, whose product is annotated as oocyte secreted protein family member 3. The record is from RefSeq and is a predicted model, not a curated record. The transcript is spliced from 5 exons. The coding region runs from base 1 to 612 and encodes 203 amino acids. Lineage: Eukaryota; Metazoa; Chordata; Mammalia; Primates; Hominidae.
AUGAAAGAUUUUGUGAGGUUACAGUCCUCUUUCCUUUUGUGCAUGAUUUUGACUCUUUCUGAGCAAGAGUCAGUGUCAGUAGGAUGUACUUCCUCUAUGUUCUGGGUUGUGGCUGAACCAACUUUACUUGGUCAAGAUCAUAUUUUGCAUUCUGAUGAAGCAUCUCUGGAAACUGGCUGUCCUGUAACCAAUGUAACUGCGAAGGGAUAUGAGUUUAAUUACCCUGCCACUGAGUGUGGGAUUCAGAAAGAGGUUUUCUCAUAUGUAACAGUUUUUUAUUCAGCACUCCACUGUAAUAUAAUGCACAAAGGAGUCACUGGCAAAAUUCCUUUGAUGUGUAUUGUAUAUGGCUCAUCUUUGGAUACCACUUCAAGCACUAUCCAUAACAAUCUUACAGAAUUCCAAAAUGACCCUCCCUCUACCAAUUCUCAUUCUCCCUGGAACUUAACCAACGCUAGCUUAUUUGGAUUGACUCGGAUUCCAUAUUUUCUUUUUUUUUUUUUUUUUUUUUUUGAGACGGAGUCUCGCUCUGUAGAGGCAUCUCAUCAGUCACUUCUACUUAAUAUGUCUCAUCCAUUAGUCCAUGAUAGUGCAAAUGUAGCUAUAUUCUAGGUUCUUCCAUGGCAAUCCUGAAAACUCUGUUGCUACAGCUUACUUAAAAUUUAAUUUUUGAACCACUCACUACAGAUUUAUCAC